Messenger RNA from Macrosiphum euphorbiae (potato aphid), 1695 nucleotides. The record is from the annotation of a GenBank genome assembly. Lineage: Eukaryota; Metazoa; Arthropoda; Insecta; Hemiptera; Aphididae.
AUGCGCCUUGUCAUUGUUUUAUUACUGACACAUUUGUAUUGUUUCGUGGCUGGUAAUCAGCAUCCCGUAGUAGAAACUGAAAGUGGGCCCGUAUCUGGGAAACUGUCAAAGACAUGGAAAGGAAGAACUAUUUACAGCUUUCAAGGGAUACCUUACGCGACUCCUCCAGUGGGGAAGCUGAGAUUUCAGGAACCUCAACCGAUGAAACCUUGGCCGGGAGUGUGGAACGCAUCGUCUCCGGGUAGUAAAUGUAUUCAAUACGACCAUUCGAGUUAUUUAAUCGAUGGAGACGAGGAUUGUCUUUACCUGAACGUGUAUACGCCAAAACUUUCGGCAAGAGGAAAAAGUAAUAAACCUUUGAACGUAUUGGUUUUUAUUCAUGGAGGUGCCUUCAUGUUUCUUUACGGAUCUAUAUACCAGCCCGAUUACAUUUUGGACAAGGAUAUAAUUCUCGUUACAUUUAACUACCGGCUCGGCCCAAUAGGUUUUUUUAGUACUGGAGAUUCCGUAGUGCCGGGCAAUAAUGGAUUAAAAGAUCAAGUUCAAGCAUUAAAAUGGGUGAAAAGAAAUAUAGUGUAUUUUGAAGGUGAUCCAGAGAGUAUUACGAUUAGUGGAAUGUCGGCUGGAGGUGCCAGUGUUCAUUUUCAUAUGUUGUCGCCGUUGUCUAGAGGACUGUUUCAAAAAGUAUUCUCUCAAAGCGGAACUGCUUUGUGCCCUUGGACAAUAGCCGAAAAUGUACCGGAUAAAUCAGCAGCAGUCGGCGCUUACCUAGGUUGUCCUACUCAUCCGUCGAAAGAUUUGGUCGAAUGUUUAACGACAAGGCCAGCUUUACACAUCGUAGAAGCAGUAAAAAUAUUUUUUCCGUUCUUGUACAACCCGUACUCUCCCUUCGGACCGGUUGUCGAGUUACCUAGUGAUAAUGCUUUUAUUACCGAACUGCCCUAUCAUAUUCUCGCCAAAGGCCUAGCGACUGAUGUGCCGUGGUUGUCUAGUGUUGCCACUCACGAGGGUCUCUACCCGGGUUCUGAAUUUAUCAAUAACCCUAAGUUAUUGAAGUAUAUCGACGAAGAUUGGAACAAAGUCAUGCCGCACAUACUGGAUUACAACUACACAAUACCGCAAGAUAAAAUUGACAACGUGUCAGAACUGAUCAGAAAAGAAUAUUUAGGCAGUAAAGAAUUGGUUAAAGGAAAUACAGAACAAUUUAUACAAAUGAUAAGCGAUCGCCUGUUUGUAGUCGAUAUUAUAAAAGCUGCUAAAAUGCAUGCGCAACUUUAUAAAUCUCCGGUAUAUUUAUAUCAAUUCGGAUACCGAGGUAAACACAGUCUUUCGGAACACUUUGCUCAAUCCAACGAAAAUUACGGAGCUAGUCAUGCAGACGACACUGGUUACGCAUUAAAAAACGUUUAUGUAAACGUCGAAGACUCAGAAUCGGACAAAUCAUUAGUGCCAAUCAUAGUUGAUAUUUGGACAUCAUUUGCUUUUGAAGGAAUACCAUCAACUGGAAUUAGCUCUAUCGACUGGACUCCUGUGAGCAAAGACCCUAAUCAUUUAGCUGUAUCGUUUUUAAAAAUAUCUUCCCCUACUAAUAUAACUAUGAGCGAAGUUAAGGACAUGGGAAGAACUAGUUUUUGGGAUUCGUUGGACUUUAACGAGAAUGAAAACUAUUCUUAUGAUGAAAAUAAAGAUGUUUGA